AUAACAAAUUAACAUUAGAGAAGAGGAGUAUUUAGGUAGGCCAUGCAUUGAGGAUUUAAGAUUUUGCUCAUUGAUGUAAGCUAGGGUUCAGAGCUAAGUGAAAUUCGACCGGCAAUCCAUGGAAGUCGUCAACCACAAUUCCAAACGCAAACGCAACGCCGACGAGUACGAACAAGAUGGAUACGGAGGCGGCCGGCCGGCACCUCUGGACACAACGGACGGUGGAAUUGAUCUCUCCCUUCUUGAAGCUCUUGAAAAAUCGCAGCAGGUCGCCGUCGAGGCUCUCGACCAGAAGACGGUGAAAAAGCUCGUCCUCUCAUUCGAACGCCGCCUCAAAGAAAACAUUGCAGCCCGGCUCAAGUACCCGGACCAGCCAGAUAAAUUCGUGGACUCUGAAAUGGAACUCCACGAUGAGAUUCAGAAACUGAAAGUAAUGGCCGGUGGACCGGAAUUCUACCCGGAUUUAGUAAAUCUGGGCACGGUUGCUUCCAUUACCAGCUUGAUUAAUCACGAAAACACAGAUAUAUCCAUAGACGUUAUUGGGCUGCUUCAGGACCUCACUGAUGAAGAUGUUCUGGAGGACAAUGACGAGCCGGCUCAAGUCUUAGUUGAUGCUCUCAUUGAGAACAAUGCUCUUGAGCUGCUUGUUCAGAACCUCAGCCGAUUAUCUGACACCGAUCCAGAUGAAUCUGCAGCAAUAUACAACACUUUAGCUACGAUUGAAAACUUCAUUGAAGUGAAGCCAUCAGUGGCGGAGCUUGUGUGUGAGAGAACCAAGCUUAUGAAGUGGUUAUUGAGUAGACUCAAGGUGAAAGAGUUUGACAGCAAUAAACAAUACGCUUCUGAGAUUUUGGCUAUUUUGUUGCAGAGUAGCACGGCCAAUCAGAAGAGGUUAGGGCAAAUGAAUGGGGUGGACACAAUUUUGCAGGCUGUAGCAGCUUACAAAUCGAAGGACCCCAAGUCACCGGACGAGGAAGAGAUGGUUGAGAAUUUAUUUGACUCGCUAUGCUGUUUGUUAAUGCCAUUGGAGAACAAAGAAAGAUUUGUGAAGUCUGAAGGAGUUGAGCUUAUGAUAAUAAUUAUGAAUCAAAAGAAGCUAUCUUAUGGUUCUGCAAUAAGGGCAUUGGACUUUGCAAUGACUAAUUACCCCCCAGCUUGCGAGAGAUUUGUGGACGUGAUGGGGCUAAAGACUGCAUUUCCAGCUUUCAUGGCUUCCUUUGAGCAAAAAGAACAAGAAGCGCUACAAGGAAGAAUUGGAAGAGCGCCUCGUAUCACUCAUUGCAUCAUUACUUGGUGGAAUAUUAAGAGGGUCUAGAAGAGAGAGAUUGUUGAGUAAAUUUGUGGAGAAUGAAUGUGAGAAGAUAGACAGACUUAUGGAAUUAUACAUGAGAUAUUCUACUAGAGUGAAAAAAGAAGCUGCUAAGUUUGACCAGCUUGAACUUGAUGAUUUGGAGAUGGAUGAAGAUGAAAAGUACAACAGAAAGCUUGAAGCCGGACUUUAUACCCUUCAGUUGAUUGCUGUGAUCCUUGGUCAUCUGUGGACUUCUGAGCAUCCUCGGAUCCGAGCAAGGAUUGAGCUACUGUUGAAGCAGCAUAAGCUCACCAAGCAGGAUGUGAAAGAUAUACUCCAGGAAUAUCAUGACAACAUUGGCGAUUUCAGUGGACCGGAGGAGAAGGAGAGGACACAAUCAAGAAUCCAAAGGUUCAUAUCAGCCCUUUGAAUAUGUCUCUACAUAAUUCAGUCUGAGUUUUCUUAUGCAUGGGCUUCUUUUUUGUUUGUUUGGAAGCCCUUUGAGAUUUGAUCAUACCAAAGGUCUUUGAGAUUUGAUCAUACUAUUUGUAUGCCCCUUUGUUCAUUGGUGAGAAUGAAUGAACUCCAUGAAGGGUGGCCUAGUUUAGUGUCCCUAUAGAAAAAAACUGAUUUUAGUACUUCGUCUAUCCCAAAAUGAAUUUCAAUUCUUUUCUGUCGGUCUCGAGAUAAAGAGAAAAAGACAAAACUGGGAGUAUUACAUAAAAAAGCAUCAAAAUUGGA
This is a messenger RNA of Cuscuta campestris, 2032 nucleotides long. The record is from the annotation of a GenBank genome assembly. NCBI's taxonomy places the organism in Eukaryota, Viridiplantae, Streptophyta, Magnoliopsida, Solanales, Convolvulaceae.